UUUUCUACUUUUUGUUUAUUUACGAAAUCGAUACAAUAAAAGUGUAUUAAUAAAAUAAUUUCAUUUACUCAGGCUGAUGCAGUGAUAGUGGAAGAUGUGUGACGUGCAGGCGCUGCAGGCGCAGCUGGCGGACAUCGAGAACGACGAGGAGAGCAGCGGCUCGGUGUACGAGCCCGCGCGCCCGCAGCUGCUCAGCAUGCCUGUAGAGAUAUUUUUAAAGAUCUGCUCAUUCCUCGAUGCAGAUUUCCUAAGUCACACACUGGCCAAAGUAUGCACAAGGUUUCAAACGAUUCUAGAGGACAGCCACAUAUGGAAGUACUGGUACCACAGCAAGCUGGAAGGCAGCGUGUACCCGCCACUGCCGCACCUGCAGUACUGGGAGGAGGAGCCGAUUGACUGGCAGAGCAUGUGCGUGGAGUCCGCCAGUGAGAAGCGGCGGUGGGAGAAUGUGCGGGAGACCAUGAAGCAUAUUGUGGUUAAGGACAUACACUUUGCGUCGGUAGACACUGUUUUAUUAGUAAAUAACGGCGAGCUCUGCAUAUCCGGCGGGCGCGACCGUGGCAUGGCGCUGUGGUGCGUGGCCGACAUCUCGCCCGCCGGCCCGGAGCUGGCCACGCCCAGCCGCGCGCCCGGCGGCGGCGUGUCGCACGCCGUGCUCGCCACCACGCAGCCGAGACACAUCCGGCACGGCGCGCAUGAGGGCUGGGUGUGGGACCUGGCCGCGGACUGCGAGCACAACACCAAGUUCGUGUACUCCGCCUCCUGGGACAACUCCGUCAAGGUGUGGGACCUCAACCGGGACUUCACACCCGUACACUCCUACAGAUGCGGUAUGUCAGCUCUCUGCGUGGACACGUGCGGCGACAUGGUGCUAGCCGGACUAUAUUCCAAGAGGAUCAUGGCGUUCGAUGUCCGGGUCGGGACCGAAGCUGUUUGCAAAUACAAGCCGCACAGAGGCCCCGUGCUGGGGCUGGCCACGCUGGGGCCGCAGGUGGCGUCGGUGUCCGAGGACCGCACGCUCGCCGUGUGGGACUCCCGCGCGCGCCGCACGCUCGUGCAGGACCUGCGGCUGCCGACGGAGAAAGCCUACCCCGUCUGCGUGUCCUGGGCGAGACCCGCGCUUUAUGUCGGGGAUUCUAAAGGAGGCCUACAUCUGCUACACCCGGAGAAGUUGAGCCUGGUGGCUACACACGAAGUUUGGCAGGAACCGCCCUCCACGCAGCCCGCCUCCAAGAUCACGGGAUGCCUGCAGACGGCGGCCGGGCUCAUCUUGGUGUCGGACCGCGGCGAGGUCAAGUUCCUGUACAACAGCUCCCCCCCGCGCGAGUACUGCAGCACGCGCACCGCCGCCCCCGACGUCACGCAGGUGCGGUACCUGAACGGCAUCUUGGUGGUGGGGUCGUGCGACUCCGCGCUCGAGUUCUGGAUCCCGGCCGAGCGCUACGACUCGGCCAUCCCGACACGAGACUCGUCCUCCGACUCGGCCAUCCCGACACGAGACUCGUCCUCCGACUCGGCCAUCCCGACCGAAGGCUCGCCCACGGACUCCCCCGAGUGAUACACAAAAUCCCUGUAGCUCGGUAACUACGUACACAUACACCGUAGUCAGUGUAUUAGUAACUUAACAUAGCCAAGGUUUCGUUUAUCAAAAAUUUCUAUGCGCCCAAAGUGACAAUAAUAUUUGAACACACUUUAUUGCCGAGAUUGCAAUAGCGGUGUCAAAAUAUUUUGGCCUUUUUGCCAAGUUCUUGAUCAAAAAUCUAUUAGAAACUAACCAUUGCAUUGCACAAAUGAGCCAAUAGAAAUUGUAAGAUGUAGUGCAUUUUGAUAAUAUGACAUGUAAAUUGUUUUAAUAUAGUGUAAUAAUAAUAACCAUCCUAAAAAUAGUUUAACUAGAUUUGAGUACCUAAUAUUGAAAUAUUAUACUUACUGUUAAACAGUUUUAUCGUUGUUGUAAUAUAAAAUCUAGACACGCGGUAGCGUGUCCAGCCAAGUUCAAAGAAAAAGGAACUGGCGACGCAGCAUAUUAUUUUCAGUGAUAUGAAUAAUUAUUUAGUCCAGCCGCCGUAUGACCUCGGCCUGGCACUAAUUACAUAAAUAUACAAUACUAAUAACUGUAACUCUAUAUUACUUAAUAAAACAUUUCGUCAGGUGACAACCAGAACUGACUAAUUACUACCACAAGUUAAUUAAUUAGCCAUAGUGAACCAUAUUAAUACUUAAAUAAGGUUGAUUUUUGUUUGAUAUUUUUUUUAGUAAUUAGUGAGUUUUGCUUGUCGCCUGACGAUUUUUUCUUUUGUAAUAGUAUAAUACAUUAUAAUAAUACGUGUUGACUGCGUUGUAACACGUCAUUUACUUACAAUAAUCUGUGAUAAUUCAAUAAAUAUCCAAAAAGGAGUCACAAUUUUUAGUUAUCUGCGAAUAAGACAAAAUGAACGCGUAAAUGCAAUUCCAAUGGGGUUGGACGGUCCAAGUAUUUAGCAGACGGCGCCCGCAUUUUUGUUUUUUUAAUGCACUGGAUGCCAGCCCUUUAAGCCAAAUCUCAUAGAAAAGGGUCAUGAUGGCGCCAUCUAUGCAAACCUUUGACAGUUGCCUGCUCUAUUAUGAUUCGCUAAACUUCAAACUCUGGUAAAUCGGUCAGAUUAUUCGAUUUUGGUAUUAAGAAAAGGUAAUAAUAGGGUAGAUACUUGCUAAGAGGGUCGAAUGGAUUUACCCGAGUUUGAAGUUAAGCAACAUUUAUGAUCUACGUUUGUGUAUGUUUGAAAAUAUGUAUAAUUAGAUAAUGAUCUCGACUGCUGAGAUGAGAGCUUUAGGCUGAUUGUACCGAGGACAGAGAUUGGCAAAAUGAAAGAUUACGAAUAAGAAUAUAAAACUGUAUUUGCGAAAUGAAAUGGUUCUUUCAUCUUUAUUUACAGAUUAAAAAUUAUUCUUGAUUAGUUUCACUUAAUAAAUGUGACAACACACAAUAUUUUUCACUUCAAAACACAGAAGAACGUGCUCAAUAUUACUGCAAUGUUCUGCCUCCAGAGUGCAGCACUAAGCUAGCUAGUAAACCAUAGAGUAACUUAUACAUACUGUGUGCCUUAAACUGUUUUUGAAAGUUUUCACAGACAAUAAAAUAUGACAUUAAUGCAUCAAGGCGGUUUGUUAACAAGGGCCUACCGGGAAACGCGAAAAUCGCUUUUUAGUUAUCUGCCUCUUUAUCGCUCGAAUAUGCAAGAGUGAUAGAGAGGUUAAAUAACGAAAUUUCGAUGUUCCUGUUUCGCGGUAGACCCCAGAUUGUGAUGGAUAGUGGUAGUGACGCCCCCGUUUUGGGUAAUAUUCCCUAUUCUUUGUCUUGUUUAUUUUCUUUUUCAUGAUGCCGGUCCCCUGUCCUAGAGUCAGUGUUAAUGGCUAAAUAAAUUUCAGGUACAAAAGCAGAAUCUGAAAUAACGUAGAGUUUUUUGGCUCAAGGCGAAUAUAAUGUUAUAAUGGGCGAUGUAAAUAGAGUCCGUUUAAGCUAACUCUGCAUCUGCACCGUGUUUGAACACACCACGGCGUGUGGAAGUGUGCACUCUGUUCCAUCAAACACGGUGCACACUUAGCUUAGAAUGUUGUUAAUGCCACGAUUAUGUCGAGUACGUCGACCUUUCGAGAGUUGGCGAUUUAAAAACGGGUAUAUUGUUGUGCGUUAUUUUAAGUGUUUCUUCAGUGAUAAGGCGACACCGUAACAAUGUCUUAUCUCUCCUGUACAUAUGCAGUGAGAACAUCUACGGGGUGGAUUUUUUAAAUGGGGCACUGAGGGUAGCUGCAGCUGAUAAGGCUCCGUGCUGCUGUCGUGUGGUGCCAAAAUGAUCUUAGGCACCUAACUUUUUAAUUAACCGUUGACAUAUUGGCGCAGCAGUAUGGGAUUUGGUAUAUAGUUAAUCGCAGUAUUUAUUUAAGAAAUACACGCUGUAUAUAUUUGAUUUGAAUCGAACAUCUUUUUGUGAUGGUGUAAAUCGUUUCAUUUUUUAAUUGAUAUCCCCUGUUAGUACUUUUUUUUAUCUAAUGUGGCCCUUUGCUUGUAUUUUAAAAGUGUAAGUAGCCGAUGCUUGCAAAUAAAUAAUAAAAUCUGCAAAUGGUUGGAUAAGUAAUUGAAUGUAUCUACGACAUAUCAACAUCAAACUGCAUAUUCCUAGAUACAUUCAGAUCGGCUUUACCAAAACCAUGCUUUUGUAAAUUUCAUUCCAUUCAUGUCAGUGUUUAUGAAUUUGCCUGUAAUGUAGGUACCUAAUGUCUUAUUUGGCAAACUACUUUCUUAACCGAUUUACCCUCGCGGCUCGUGGCUCGGCUCGCGGUUCGUCUCGUGACUCGGCGACAGUUCGUCGAGCUAAUCGAUUAUAAACACAAACAGCACGGUAUAAGGUUUGUAAUCGAAUGAAAGCCGAACGCGAAUGUAAACAGCAAGCGCGC
Messenger RNA from Cydia fagiglandana, 4434 nucleotides. Its product is annotated as F-box/WD repeat-containing protein 9-like. Bases 95 to 1558 code for a protein of 487 amino acids. The record is from RefSeq and is a predicted model, not a curated record. Gene Ontology annotation, molecular function: protein binding. Lineage: Eukaryota; Metazoa; Arthropoda; Insecta; Lepidoptera; Tortricidae. The transcript has 9 exons.